This is a messenger RNA of Nothobranchius furzeri (turquoise killifish), 1647 nucleotides long. It is a transcript of the gene slc25a21, whose product is annotated as solute carrier family 25 member 21. The record is from RefSeq and is a predicted model, not a curated record. Lineage: Eukaryota; Metazoa; Chordata; Actinopteri; Cyprinodontiformes; Nothobranchiidae.
UUUGUCACCUUUGGCUUACCAUACAUACAAAGUUUGAUCUUGCAACACAACAAGCCCCCUCGACCGGCGGCUUCGCAGCAGGAAUUAAGCAGGACCUCUGCCGCCGCUGACAUGACCACCGGGAAGCCACGGAGCAUGCUCCGAGAAGCUUCUCAUCAGAUCAUAGCUGGUGGAUCAGCUGGUCUGGUGGAGAUCUGCUUGAUGCAUCCACUUGAUGUAGUAAAAACAAGGUUUCAAAUCCAGCGAGGAACUAGUGACCCCACAAGCUACAAGAGUCUAGGAGACUGCUUCAGGACAAUCUUCUACAAGGAAGGAAUCUUUGGCUUCUACAAGGGAAUCCUGCCUCCGAUUCUGGCGGAGACCCCAAAACGAGCAGUGAAGUUCUUCACCUUCGAGCAGUACAAGAAGUUGCUGAAUUUGACCCCGUUGUCACCUGGUUUGGCGCUGUCGGUGGCAGGCCUCGGCUCAGGCUUGACUGAGGCCGUCGUUGUCAACCCCUUCGAAGUGGUCAAAGUCAGCCUCCAAGCCAACAGAGAGUCCUUCAAAGAGCAACCCUCCGCUUUUGCCCAGGCGAGACGCAUAAUCAGGUCAGAUGGCUUCGGGCUGAGAGGCCUGAAUAAAGGAUUGACCUCAACGCUGGGACGCCACGGGGUCUUCAACAUGAUUUACUUUGGCUUCUAUUUCAAUGUCAAAGAUGCUCUUCCCACCAGCUCGGACCCGACGUUGGAGUUCCUCAGAAAGUUUACUAUUGGGCUAACGUCUGGGACCAUCUCCUCCUGUGUAAAUAUCCCCUUUGACGUAGCCAAGAGCCGCAUUCAAGGACCCCAGCCAGUGCUGGGAGAGAUCAAGUACCGCACCUGCUUCCAGACCAUGGCCCUGGUGUAUCGUGAGGAGGGGUAUCUGGCGCUGUACAAAGGACUGGUUCCCAAGAUAAUGAGACUUGGACCAGGUGGAGCCGUGAUGCUGCUGGUGUACGAACACGUGUCCGGAUGGCUGCAGAGGAACUGGUGACGAUGGGAGAAAAGAGGAAAGGAAAUGCUCCGUGUCUCCUCUCAGUCGUGCCUUUUGGUCUAUUUUUAACCGACCUCAGUGACAUCAGACCAAAUUAGUGUUCUUUAGGUUUUUACGGUCAGUGCAAGAAAUGUAGGAAAACUGGAAUUUCUUUUUAAUUCAAAUUAGAAAUUAUUUAAAGAAUGAUCAAAUGUUGUUAUAAUGAAAAUGUUCUGAUGCUGUAAAAAUACAUCAAAGUGUUUUGUUUUAAAACUUUAAAAAGCCAAAAUAAAUCUAUAAAAGUCACGUUAGAUGACAAAAUACUUUUUUGGAACCACUUGGCACUAAAUCAGCCCGUAGACAGAGCCGAGCUGCUCAGUCGCCCACCGCUCCUUUAUCAGCGUGAAGACGUAAAGCCAGGAUGACCGGUAGUGACCCAUGUCCAAAUGGCGUUUUCCGAAAAGUCUCCAAACGUUUGUGAGGGUUCUCCGUUUUCUCACACAGGUUCCAGGGUUUUACUAGAAGGAAAAUGUCAAUGUCCUCUUAAAAUAGUCUUUGGCUUCUGGAAUCCAUUUUUAACCCUUUCCAGCAUCAAAAAAAUGUGAGAGUUUUGUGAGGGGUUGGAAACCAAAUAAAAGAUUCAUUCCUUGAAUAAAA